Saccostrea cuccullata (small rock oyster) is the source of this 3257-nucleotide messenger RNA. RefSeq names its product myoferlin-like. NCBI's taxonomy places the organism in Eukaryota, Metazoa, Mollusca, Bivalvia, Ostreida, Ostreidae. The record is from RefSeq and is a predicted model, not a curated record. Bases 324 to 1883 code for a protein of 519 amino acids. The transcript has 15 exons. Gene Ontology annotation, biological process: membrane fusion; plasma membrane organization.
UGUAGAUGACCUCAGAGGUCAACUUUUGAUUCUAUUUAUAGCCUGAUCCUGUGGUAGAGGAGGAGAUAGAUUGGUGGUCCAAGUACUACGCCUCCACGGGACAGACCCACAAGUGUGAGAAGUACGUGGAGAAGGGCCACGACAAAAUCGAGGUUUAUCAAACUGCUCUGGAGGACGUAGAUUUCACUAAAGGAUUUACCGAUUUCUGCUCAACAUUUGAGUUACAAAGAGGCAAGGAUGAUGAUGAAGAUGAAUCAAAUAUUGUGGGAGAGUUCAAGGGAGGAUUCAAAGUGUACCCCCUGCCCCCUGACCCUAAUGAGGAGAUGCCCUCCAAGGUGUUUGUUAAUUUACCAAGCUCAAUCCCAGAAGAAUGUAUCAUCAGAGUCUAUGUCAUCUGUGGCAUUGACCUACAGCCCAAUGAUACUAGUGGCCUGGCUGACCCGUAUGUAGAGAUUAUCCUCGGCAAUAAGAAGAUAAGUGACAGGGAUAACUACAAACCAAACACUAUUGACCCAGUUUUUGGACAAAUGUUUGAAUUGGCAGCCAUGUUACCCGUACAGAAAGAUCUGACAAUCCGUAUCAAGGAUUACGACCUCAUCAGCAGUGAUGAUGUCAUCGGAGAGACCAUGAUAGAUCUAGAAAAUCGCUACGUGUCCAAAUACCGUGCAACAUGCGGAUUACAGAAAUCCUACUGCAUUGCUGGUGUCAACCAAUGGAGAGAUGCCGCCAAGCCAAAACAGAUUCUAGAGAAUUACUGUAAACAGAACCAUGUGUCUGGUCCACUAUUUUACGGAAACAACAGUGUCAAGGUCGGCAAGAAAAUUUACAACCUGACCGAGUUUGAGCCAAACAAGCCUGUUGAUCCGAAUGCUGGACCUGCCGAGGAGCGUCUGGCCUUACAUGUGUUACACACGCUGCCAUUGGUCAAGGAACAUGUAGAGACACGCCCACUUUUUAACCCCAUCCAACCAGGCAUUGAGCAGGGCAAACUCCAGAUGUGGGUCGACAUUUUCCCCAAAUCUCUGGGUGUUCCUGGACCCCCAUUUAACAUAGAACCAAGACGGGCUAAAGAUUACGUACUGCGUGUCAUUAUUUGGAACACUGUGGAUGUCGUGCUGGAGGAGGAAUCCAUCACGGGAGAACAGAUGUCUGAUAUCUAUGUCAAAGGCUGGAUCUCCGGCAUUGACGAGAAACAGAAAACAGAUGUACACUACAGGUCCCUGGAUGGAGAAGGAAACUUCAAUUGGAGGUUUGUUUUCCCCUUCAGUUACGUCCCAGCUGAACAGGUGAUGGAGGUCAGGAAAAAGGAGCAUUUCUGGAGCCUGGAUGAGACAGUACAGCAUCUUCAGCCCAACGUUAUGAUCCAAGUCUGGGACAAUGACAAAUUCUCCAUGGACGACUUCCUAGGUACCCUCUGUCUGAAUCUGAAUGCCAUGCCUAUGCCGGCUAAGAAGGCGGGGUCGUGUAAACUCACCAUGCUCCCUGAUGUGACCACAGGGUCAGAGGUCAAACUGGCGUCACUGUUUGAACAGAAGAGACUGCGGGGGUUCUGGCCAGUGUAUAACGAUGACACAGGACAAAGGGUGCUCACUGGUAAAGUAGAGAUGGAGAUGGAGCUUGUAUCAGUGGAAGAAGCCGAGGAACGACCGGCAGGUCAAGGUCAGGAGGAACCCAACAUGAACCCCAAACUGGAUCCACCCAAGCGGCCGGAGACGUCCUUCCUCUGGUUUACAUCGCCGUGGAAGACGAUGCGAUACAUUAUCUGGCGUAACUACAAGUGGUACAUCAUCGGAUUCUUUCUCCUCAUCCUCCUGCUGCUCCUUAUCUUCCUGUUCCUUUACUCAUUCCCGGGAGAAGUAUCUCAAAAGAUUGUUAAUGGUUAGAGAUUGUCACAAACUUUACAUCUAUACUCGUCUAUACACCUAAUGUAGUGAUAGCAUCAGCAGAGACCAAAAGUAAAGAAGACACCAAAGACUCUUGUCUCCACUCAGUCCUAUGUACACAACUCUUAGUUUCUUAAAAAUAACUUAAUUACAUAUCUAUGGGUAUUAAGAUGUAAUCAUUUUUCUAAAGGGAGGUAAUUAUUCAUGGAAGCCAUGUUGAAGAUCAAACAUUUUUACGGAAGUGACAGUUGUUUACAAGGAGUUCCGUAGUUUGGAGUUGACUUGACAUUUAGUUGUAAGAGUGAUUAACUUGGGAGGUUAAGGUAAUAAUCCUGUGCAGGGAUUUCUAGCUGCUCUGUGAUAAAGUACACGAUGCUUCCUAUCUUAAAUUUAUGUGCUUGAUAUAUGAUGCUGGUCAUCUAAGAACAAAUGUACGUGGAUGUCAUUUGUUACUAAUGAUCAAAAGAGUAAUCCCAACGACCUCUCUGUACUUAGUUAACCUUUCUGUACUUGGUUAACCUUUCUGUACUUGGUUAACCUUUCCAUGUCAGUAGACAGUGUUAUGCAUUUAAAAUAUUAUUUUGGGUCAUCUUGCCUUAGAUUGUUAAAGCAUUUGAUCACCAUCUACAUGUUUAUUAUAUACAUGCAUGUUAUUAUUAUUGCUUUUAUUUUAGAACAAAUUGUAGCAUUCCUUUUUUUCUAAUUAAUAAAUUAUUAGUAAAAAUUUUUUGUAAUGAAAAAAAAAACAUUAUAUUUAUACAUGCCUAUAAGUGAUACUGAUAUAUUUUGUAAAUCAUUGAAAUACUUUUUAAGCUACUUUUGUAUACGUGUAAGAAAAAGUGAUUGAUGAAAAAAAAAAAAAUUAUAAUAAAUAUGUGUAAAAACUCGCUAAUGGCAAGUGAUGGCGGCAGUGCCUUUAAUAUUAUUUCUUGCAGAUUGUUGAUGUUAAAUCUGCUGCAGUAACUGUUUUAAUUUUUAAUGAUAUUUCUAUAUACCUAUUUUUACUCUUUAUGAACUCUGUGCUGACUGAUAUUACGUAUCUGUUGGAAUCAGGCAUUGGAAGUUACCGGAUGUGGCAGGUCACAUUCUGAAGCUAAAAUAUCAUUUAUUGUUAACUUGCAGGUGCUUGUACAUCGAUUCAUUUACAUGCUCUUUAGCCAAACUAACAGCAAAAAAAUGUUUUGUAAGUCAUUAUGAUUUUACCAGUGUUAAACAGAUCAGAUUAGGCCUACAGAUAAUGUGACCAGUUUCACCAUGGUAACUGCAAUGACCUUGAAGUAUCAGUGCAAUCGUAUGCAGUGUGUAAUCUAUUUUAGGGAUGUGGAAUGUUCAAAUUAAAAUAGACCAAUAAACUCAUUAUAGAUACAUGUACAA